UGCGCGCGGCGGGCGAGAGGCUGAGGCAGCGCGCGCGGGGGCUGGAGGCGCUGCGGGAGACCUGCCGCCAGUACCCGCUGUUCUGCUGUAUCCUGCUGGGACUCAGCGCGGCCACCCUCCUGCUCAACCGGUAUCUUCACAUUUUAAUGAUCUUCUGGUCAUUUGUUGCUGGCAUUGUCACAUUCUACUGCUCAUUAGGACCAGAUUCUCUCUUACCAAAUAUUCUUUUUACAAUAAAAUAUAAACCCAAGCAAUUAGAACUGCAGGAGCUAUUUCCCCAAGGUCACAGCUGUGCUGUAUGUGGUAAUGUCAAAUGCAAAAGGCAUAGACCUGCAUUGCUUCUGGAAAACUACCAGCCAUGGUUGGAUCUACAAGUGUCUUCCAAGGUUGAUGCCUCUCUCUCAGAGGUGCUUGAACUGGUGCUGGAAAAUUUUGUUUAUCCAUGGUACAGGGAUGUAACUGAUGAUGAGUCCUUCGUAGAUGAGCUGAGAGUAACAUUGAGGUUUUUUGCAUCUGUAUUAAUUCACAGAAUUCACAAGGUGGAUAUUCCAUCUGUUAUAACAAAGAAAAUGCUAAAGGCAGCAAUAAAACAUAUAGAAGUCAUAGCUAAAGCCAGGCAGAAAGUGAAAAAUGCAGAAUUUUUACAGCAAGCUGCUUUAGAAGAAUAUGGACCAGAACUCCAUGUGGCUCUGAGGAGUCGAAGAGAUGAACUUCACUAUUUAAGAAAACUUACUGAACUUCUUUUCCCUUAUAUUCUUCCCCCGAAGGCAACAGACUGCAGAUCCCUGGCGUUGCUUAUCAGAGAGAUCCUGUCUGGUUCUGUUUUCCUUCCCUCCAUGGACUUCUUAGCUGACCCAGAUACUGUCAACCAUUUGCUUCUCAAAUUCAUUGAUGAUAGCCCACCUGAAAAAGCAACUGAGCCUGCUGCUUCUUUGAUUCCAUUCUUGCAGAAAUUUGCAGACCCUCGCAAUAAAAAACCAUCUGUCCUGAAGCUGGAAUUGAGGGAGAUUAGAGAACAGCAAGAUCUUUUGUUUCGCUUCAUGAAUUUUCUGAAACAGGAAGGGGCUGUACACGUCUUGCAGUUUUGUCUGACUGUAGAGGAAUUUAAUGACAGAAUUUUGCAACCAGAAUUAUCAGAUACUGAAAAAAUGUCUCUUCAUGAGGAGGUGCAGAAAAUCUACAAAACCUAUUGUUUGGAUGAAAGUAUUGACAAAAUUAGAUUUGAUCCUUUUAUCGUGGAAGAGAUUCAAAGAAUUGCUGAAGGUGAAUAUGUAGAUGUUGUGAAACUUCAAACUAUGCGAUGUCUUUUUGAAGCAUAUGAACAUGUUCUUUCCCUCUUAGAGAAUGUCUUUACCCCUAUGUUCUGUCACAGUGAUGAGUAUUUCAGGCAGCUCUUAAGAGGAGCUGAAUCCCCAACACGCAAUUCAAAGUUUAGCAGAGGUAGCCUGAGUUUGGAUGACUUUCGAGCCACACAGAAAAGAGGAGAAUCAUUUGCAAUCAGCAGAUUAGGCAGCAAAAUUAGAGGAGUAUUCAAGAGCAACACAAUGGAAGGAGCUGUGCUACCUAACUAUGGUUUAACUGAAGGAGAGGAUGAUUUUAUUGAAGAAGGCAUUAUGGUAAUGGAAGAUGAUUCUCCUGUGGAGACUGUUAGCACUCCCAAUACACCACGCAACCUUGCUGCAUGGAAAAUUUGCAUUCCAUAUGUGGACUUCUUUGAUGAUACCUCCCUUGAAAGGAAGGAGAGAAAAGAGAGAAUUCCUGUGUUUUGUAUUGAUGUGGAGAGAAACGAUAGAAGGGCAGUUGGACAUGAUCCUGAACGCUGGUCUGUCUAUAGAAGAUACCUUGAAUUUUAUGUGCUUGAGUCAAAGUUAACAGAAUUUCAUGGUACCUUUACUGAUGCUCAACUUCCAUCAAAAAGGAUCAUUGGUCCAAAGAACUAUGAAUUCUUAAAGACAAAGAGGGAAGAAUUUCAGGAGUACCUGCAGAAACUUCUGCAACAUCCAGAGCUGAGUAACAGCCAGCUUUUGGCUGACUUUCUGUCUCCCAAUGGUGGAGAGACACAAUUUCUUGAUAAAAUGUUGCCUGAUGUAAAUCUUGGGAAAAUUAUAAAAUCUGUUCCAGGAAAGCUAAUGAAAGAGAAAGGUCAGCAUUUGGAGCCAUUCAUCAUGAAUUUCAUUAACUCCUGUGAAUCUCCCAAGCCUAAACCAAGUAGACCAGAGCUUACAAUUCUCAGUCCCACUUCUGAAAACAACAAGAAGCUUUUCAGUGAUCUGUUCAAGAACAAUGCAAACCGCUCUGAGAAUACAGAGAGAAGACAAAAUCAGAACUACUUUAUAGAGAUGAUAACAGUAGAAGGAGUCUAUGACUACUUAAUGUAUGUUGGUAGAGUUGUUUUCCAUGUUCCUGACUGGCUGCAUCACCUCUUGAUGGGGGGAAGAAUUCUCUUCAAAAACACAUUGGAGAUGUACACAGACUACUAUCUACAGUACAAAUUAGAACAGCUAUUUCAGGAGCACCGCUUGGUAUCGCUGAUAACGCUCCUGAGAGAUGCUGUGUUUUGUGAGAAUACUGAACCUCGCUCUCUUCAAGAUAAACAGAAACGAGCAAAGCAGACCUUUGAAGAAAUGAUGAGAUACAUUCCAGAUCUGAUAGGCAAAUGCAUUGGAGAAGAUGCCAAGUAUGAAGGCAUCAGACUUCUGUUUGAUGGACUGCAGCAGCCAGUGCUUAACAAGCAGUUGACUUAUGUUCUGCUGGAUAUUGGGAUACAAGAACUGUUCCCAGAACUCAAUAAGGUUCAGAAGGAAGCUACCUCUGUAUCAUCGUGGAUGUAAAAGCUGGAGCUUGGAUGAACACCAAAUGGAAAUGUCUGCAGUGCACUAAUUUAAUGGAUGUGAAACAUUUUAGUCUUGAACUGUAUAUUUUCUUGUAAAUAACAGUGCAAUUUAACUUCUGAAGAUCUGUUUGCUUAAUAAAGAUUAAUUCAGAUUUAAUCCUGAUUGAAAUUAAAGAACUUUGUCUGCUAUUUGAACUCGUUACCCUUCUCCUCAAAAGUGUAACUAUUGCUAAUAGACAAAAUACUCAUUUUACAAAAAAUUGUCAGUAUAGGAGAGAAUAUGGUAAUGUUUCUUGUACACUGAAAAGCAGACGUGUAGAGGACCAAACCUAAAUGUGUACUGAUAAAAACAAAGGGGUCAUCUUCCUGAAAAGAUAUUUUGAAAAACUCUGCGAAGAUUUUUGUGGGGAAGUGGCUUUGAUAUAAAUUUAGCUUUGCUAAAGUAAGGUUGUAAAAUAUUUCUAAAAUUUUCCCCAAAACAAAUCUCCAUGUCUC
This is a messenger RNA of Chelonoidis abingdonii (Abingdon island giant tortoise), 3328 nucleotides long. RefSeq names its product sorting nexin 14 (gene SNX14). Gene Ontology annotation, cellular component: late endosome. Gene Ontology annotation, biological process: autophagosome maturation. NCBI's taxonomy places the organism in Eukaryota, Metazoa, Chordata, Testudines, Testudinidae. Gene Ontology annotation, molecular function: phosphatidylinositol-3,5-bisphosphate binding. The record is from RefSeq and is a predicted model, not a curated record.